AUGGAUGAGACACCACUGCGAUUUGAUAUGCCAGACCAGUUUCCAUUGUUAACAACUAAAAGAGUAUUUUGGCGUGGUGUGGCAGAAGAGUUAAUAUGGUUUAUAAAAGGCUCCACCAAUGCCAAAGAGUUAUCCGAUAAAAACGUUCACAUCUGGGAUGCCAAUGGAUCUAGGGAAUUUCUAGAUAGUAGAGGACUUCAAGAAAGAGAAGAAGGUGACUUGGGGCCUGUUUAUGGCUUUCAGUGGAGACACUUUGGAGCGCAAUACAAAGACAUGCAUAGUGAUUAUUCCAAUCAAGGUAUAGAUCAAUUAGCGAACGUUAUAGAAACCAUCAAAACAAAUCCACAUGAUAGAAGAAUUAUUAUGACAGCAUGGAAUCCCACAGAUUUACCGAAAAUGGCUCUUCCACCUUGUCAUGCAUUUGUGCAAUUUUAUGUUUGUAAUGAUGAACUAUCUUGUCAGUUGUAUCAACGUUCAGCUGAUAUGGUAGGUAACAAUUUCUAAAAUAUCAGUAUUGUGAAUUGUAUCCUUCAAGAUUGGCUAGUACUGAAGUCUCAGUCCAUGCCAUUUAAAAACUCGCAGGGAGCUAAAAAUUACUCUCCUGAAUGUAGUAAUGUGAGCAAUGAGAUCCAGCGAACACCACGACCCUUCCCUAAACUACACAUCAAGAGGAAAAUUGAAAAUAUUGAUGAUUUCCGAUAUGAAGAUUUUGAAUUGGAAGGUUACUCUCCCCAUCCUAAAAUACCAAUGGAUAUGGCUGUUUGAAGUGUACUUCUCUUAUUUAUAUAUCCCAGUCACUUGUACAUUCAUACAUUCAUCUACAUUGCUAGUCUUUCUCACAGAACAUUGAAAGCAAUUUGGCUUUGAAAAAUGUACAAAUGAGUUGAAAAAUGUGCGCAAUUGCACGAUUCCCACCUACUACACUUUGUGCGUCCUUAAAAAAUACUUCAGGGGUGAAAAUCGCCCUUUUCCUCACUGCCCAUUAUAUUCUUUUAAUGAUGGCCUGUGCAUGUAUUGGACUGUGACGCGCCAGCUAGCUCUCUGAUACAAACAACAAUUAUCCUCCUGCAUAUUUCGUUUAAAAUUGUGUGUCCUUAUAUUUAAAAACAUUACCUUUUUCGGGUAUGCAUACGUAAGUUGGAAUAGCCCGCAUUGAGUUUCUAGAGUGCAGGGUGACGCGUUAAGCAACUUGUGAGGCAAAAAUGAAUUAUCCUUCCCGCUUGUUGCAUGAUUUAAUUAAUUAUUCCUCGCGUCCAAUUGUGGAUUAUUACUUGUAUUAACGUACAAAAAAUAAAUUCGUUGAAUUGUUAUGAAAUGCAAAUAAAUUUCAACUUAGUUUCAUCGUAAGUGAAUGACUCCAGUCGCAUAUUAAACGCUCAAUGCUGGAGCUUGACUUGGAACAGAGUUCGUGGACCUGAUACGUCAAAUCGCUAAUUAACCAAUCAAAAUGGUGGAUGAUGCCAACAUGCUCAAAUUACCGUAGCUCAUUUAAAUGUUAUUGUUAUUG
Molecule: messenger RNA, 1507 nt
Organism: Saccoglossus kowalevskii
Lineage: Eukaryota; Metazoa; Hemichordata; Enteropneusta; Harrimaniidae
Product: thymidylate synthase-like
Biological process (GO): dTMP biosynthetic process
Cellular component (GO): mitochondrion; cytosol
Molecular function (GO): thymidylate synthase activity
Source: RefSeq, a predicted model, not a curated record